AUUCAAAGUGGAUUCGCUAGAAACGCGCCAAUUUUGUGCGCGAUUUUCCCAAAGAGCGCUCACGUGCGCGUUAAGUUUUCCGACAGUUUUUCUUCAUCGAGUGUUUUCCUUGGGAUUAACUGGUAUUAAUUCCCUCCCGUAUUUUUUUCUACGUGAUCAGCGUUAAUUUUUUUUUCUGUGGAAUCUAGUUAAACCGACAUUAUAAGAUAAAGGAAUAUGGGCGAAAAUAAAUUUCUGUUGAGGAGAUGUUGCUGUUGUGGUUCUUUGAGGACAGGGACUCUUGUAGCAGGAAUAGGGGCUAUUAUCUUGUCAAUAUUCACCAUAAUAAUCAUUGUCCUAAAUAUGCUAGGAAUCAUCAAUGUCCAACUUAGAAUGAUAGUUCUAGAUUCAUUUCUUUCAGAAUUUGUCAUUCAGAUAAUACUAAUAGUUAACCUUUGCGUGACCAUAAUCCUUUCAAUACUUUUGAUAGUGGGCACAAUCAAGAGGAACUUUUACCUGAUGAUGCCAUGGGUUCUUCUGGGAGGAAUGCUGAUUAUUGGUCUUUUGGUCUCUGUUAUUAUUACAGCCAUCAACUUCUACACGAAUGACGAUAACCUUAAUGGAACGUUAUGGUUAAUUUUAGGACUUAUAGCUUUCUGUAUAUAUACGUAUAUGUGGUUAGUGACAUACAGCUUCUUCUACCAGAUCUGGCAAGAGGCAAGACGAGGAGCUUACACCAAAGAUCCAUUCCGCAGAGGAUGGUAAAAUGGAAUACCUUCCUUCAUUAUGCACCACAAGAUAAAGUGUAAAUGCGUUCUGUGGUUGUACGAAACUGAAUGUUUAUGUCAAAGGAAUAUUACAAAUUCCAUUUACAGUUAUAUCUAUAACUUACUGAUAUUUGUGUAUUGUGUGUAUAUUGACUUGCUCUCUACUCUAUUGAUAUUUAUAUAUUUUGCCAUAUUUAUUGUGUAGUUAUGUAUAAAACAUAAAUGUAACCAGUCUGUAAUGGUUUAAAUGUUUUGUGACUCUGUAGUUAUUAUUUAUUUUCUAGAACAAAUUUGCCAUUGUUGUACUAAACUAUUAAAUAAUUUUAUUUUAGUAUA
Messenger RNA from Sitophilus oryzae (rice weevil), 1082 nucleotides. RefSeq lists its product as uncharacterized. Lineage: Eukaryota; Metazoa; Arthropoda; Insecta; Coleoptera; Curculionidae. The record is from RefSeq and is a predicted model, not a curated record. Bases 217 to 744 code for a protein of 175 amino acids. The transcript has 6 exons.